Molecule: messenger RNA, 1374 nt
Organism: Tremella mesenterica DSM 1558
Lineage: Eukaryota; Fungi; Basidiomycota; Tremellomycetes; Tremellales; Tremellaceae
Exons: 4
Coding region: 1-1374 (457 amino acids)
Molecular function (GO): zinc ion binding; nucleic acid binding
Source: RefSeq, a predicted model, not a curated record
AUGAUACCACACAAGUUCACCAUGAUACUGUAUGAGUUCACCAUGAUACCACAUGAGUUCACCACGAGUUCAUACGCAUCCCUCAUGAGUUCGCAUGUGUUCAUGUUACGGAGUAACAACGAAUCGAGAGAACUCCAUCGAGUUCGACGGAUUAGGAAGGAGAACGGCGGGAGUUGGAGGCAGUGCUGCACACCAGAGCCCCUAGAUUUCCACGAGACCUCCAUCGAGUUCGACCCAACCUGCGACCUAGUCGUCGUGUUUCCAGUACCGUUACAAGUUGAAGAAUCAGCCUUACGCACCUUGGGUCGAAUCGGAGAGUACUGUAUGCUCACCAGAGGGAAAGCGCGGAAAAUGAUACCAGAAAAAGAGGAGUUGGAACAAGGGCUGGUCCCAGAGGAAGAAAUACCAACAAGUUCUUCGAGAAGUACCAUUUCACAUGAUCUCACUUCUACUACCACUACCCCAGAUCCGCUAAAUGAAUUAUCGCAGCAGUUGUCACAAUUGUUAGCCAUUAUGACGAUGCAACAAAAGGAACAAAAUGCAUUAAGGGAAGAACUGGCUACGAUGAAAGCUGACCGACAGAACCAACAGAUACUCACAUCGAAAGGGGCAAGUUUGAUCGAAGUCGGAGAAAACAAGCCGUGUUUGGAGCCAAAACUUACCAACAACGAACGAACAGGAAGAACCAGGUGUGCGGAUCCACCUACCUUCAGUGGAGAACGAGGAGAAUUGGACAACUUCCUUGCAGCAUGUCACAUGAACUUCGAAUUCAAAGGGGCAGAGUACGCCACCGAUCGCAGAAAGAUCCUGUUCAUGUACGGGUACCUUCGAGGCACCCCUCAAAUGCUUAUAACCCCGGCCAUAACCAAUCCAAUGGUAAAUAACACCGACCCUCGAACCAAAUCGGACUGGAUCUAUUUCAAACAGCAUGCUGCUAGACGCAAACAUGAGACGACCUGGCUUCCCCCUCGAUCGAAUUCGAUGCGAUUUGAUACUAGUUUGCCCAACCCGGUAGAACGCCACUCACAAUCGACUGGUAGAGGACCCUUGCCCGGUGGAAAACCAGGGAUGAUGAAUUAUGGUCUACCAAAUGACCCUCCGGUCACUUGGACAGAGGACGGAGGACGUCUCAGCGAGAACGAAAUGACUUGGAGGAGGGAGAACCGACGUUGUCUCAAAUGUAGAAGUCCAGAACAUUACGCCAACAACUGUCCAAAUGGAGGAAAUACGAGAAACAACAUUAGGGGAUCCCCAAACCCGCAUAGCUCACCGAUUCCUAGUGGAUCGAACUCGAUCCCAACUGGAUCCAAAGGGCCAUUAGUUCGAGGAAUGGCGGUGACCUUUGAAGAAGAGGGAAACGACUACCUGGCCUAA